CAGCGGCAUCAGCCUGGGUCUCGGUGGCGGCCACGACUCCCCGCUCACUCUGACCUCUCUGGGGGUCGACCACAGCUCCGGUCUGGGGAUGAACCAAGGCCUCGGCCCGGGGAUGGGGAUGGGGAUGGGCAUGUCUUUAGGUAUGAGCUGCGGACCAGUGAUGAUGAGCACCAAAGCAGCCGGAGGCAGGAGAGGAGUCAGUGGACGACCCAUCAAGCCCCCCAAGAAGGAUCUACCAGACUCCAUGCUGCCCCCGCCGGUGCGCCGCAGUAAGCUCAGCCCCCAGCUGCGCUACUGCAACGGCGUCCUGAAGGAGCUGCUGUCGAAGAAGCACGCGGCGUACGCCUGGCCGUUCUACAAGCCCGUCGAUGCCUCAACGCUCGGUCUCCACGACUACCAUGACAUCAUUAAGCAGCCAAUGGACCUCAGCACCAUCAAGAGGAAGAUGGACGGCAGAGAGUAUCGGGACUCGCAGCAGUUCUCUGCUGAUGUUAGACUGAUGUUCUCCAACUGCUACAAGUACAACCCUCCUGAUCACGAUGUGGUGGCGAUGGCCAGAAAACUGCAGGAUGUGUUCGAGUUCUGCUUUGCUAAGAUGCCAGACGAGCCUCCAGCUCCCCCGAGCUCCUCGUCUUCCUCCUCCUCCUCAUCGUCGUCGUCUGAGAGCGAGCUCAGCAGUGAAAGUGAGGAGAGCGAGAGCAGCCCCAGCUCUGACUCCGAGGAGGAGAGGGCCAACCGACUGGCAGAGCUGCAGGAGCAGCUAAAAGCCGUACACGAGCAGCUCACUGCACUCUCCCAGGGCCCCAUUGUCAAACCUAAGAAAAAGAAAGAGAAGAAGGACAAGAAGAAGAAGAAAAAAGUAGAAAAAGAGAAGCACCGGAGGAUAGAAGAAGAGCUGCCGCCUAUUAAACCGGCCAAAGCCCCGAAGAUCACCAAGACUCCAAAACCGAAGGCCAACCGAGCUGCAGCGUGUCCUGUAGUGCCGAUAAAGAAAGCACCGAGCAAGAAGAACAACAAGAGCAAAUCCAAAAAGGCCGCCAUGACGUUCAGCAUGCCUCAGCCGGUCCACGAUCCCAUAGUGAGUCAUUAUGACUCCGAUGAAGAGGAGGAGACGGCGCCCAUGUCGUACGACGAGAAGCGUCAGCUCAGCCUCGACAUCAACAAGCUGCCCGGCGAGAAGCUGGGCCGCGUCGUUUACAUCAUCCAGUCCCGCGAGCCGUCGCUCCGAGACACCAACCCGGAGGAGAUCGAGAUAGACUUUGAGACGCUGAAGCCUUCAACGCUGCGGGAGCUGGAGAGAUACGUCAUGACGUGUCUGAGGAAGAAACCUCGAAAGCCAUACGCAAGUAAAAACAACAUUGCUGGCAAGUCCCGAGAAGAGCUCGCUCUGGAGAAACAAAUGGAGCUGGAGAGGAGGCUGAUGGACGUCAGCGGUCAACUCAACUCUGGAAAGAAACCUCCGAAGACCAAACCAGAGAAACCUGCAACAGAGCAGAACACUCAGCCGUCCCGUCUCAGUGCCAGCAGCUCCUCCUCAGACUCCUCCUCUUCAUCCUCCUCUUCCUCAUC
Morone saxatilis (striped sea-bass) is the source of this 1569-nucleotide messenger RNA. It is a transcript of the gene brd2a, whose product is annotated as bromodomain containing 2a. Lineage: Eukaryota; Metazoa; Chordata; Actinopteri; Moronidae. Gene Ontology annotation, cellular component: nucleus; chromatin. Gene Ontology annotation, biological process: regulation of DNA-templated transcription; chromatin remodeling. The record is from RefSeq and is a predicted model, not a curated record.